Closterium sp. NIES-65 is the source of this 1410-nucleotide messenger RNA. NCBI's taxonomy places the organism in Eukaryota, Viridiplantae, Streptophyta, Zygnematophyceae, Desmidiales, Closteriaceae. The record is from the annotation of a GenBank genome assembly.
AUGGAUCCCAGCUACAAGGAGGAGGCAGCCCAGGUGGGGCGCUGCACAGUGGUGGUGAAUGUGGUGGGGGGUGUGUGCAGCGUGCAAUGCGCAGUGUGGCAGGGGCGUGGCCACACAACCCCUGUGCCUCCACCCACCCACCUCCAACUCCCACCAUCCCAUGCCAGCUCAUGGACCUCAGCUUCAAUCGGGGCGCUGCAUAGUGCUGGUGAACGCGGUGGGGGAUGUGUGCAGCAUGCAGAUGUGAGGAGGAGUGGGCAUGUUACCCCCACCAACCUAACUCCUGUGCCUCCAACCUCCUGCCUCCAACCGUCUCACAACGCCUGUGCUGCCUCCAACCUAGCCCCGGUGCACCCCUGCCUCCCACCCCAGGUCAUGGAUCCCAGCUACAAGGAGGAGGCAGCCCAGGCGGGGAGGUGCACAGUGCUGGUGAAUGCGGUGGGGGAUGUGUGCAGCGUGCAGAAGGGCGGGGGUGUCGGGGUGUCACUCCCCCAGCUCAUGCGCUGCUGCCGUGUCGCUGCCUCUGUGGCCCAACACAUGAUCAAAACGCUCACUGAUAAGGUGGCAGCACUGGCAGCAGAGCGGCAGCGGAGGAAAGUGAAGCGACAUGCCUCCCCUGCUGCCGGUGCAGCAGCAGCAGUGGGACUGGACACAGUGGCAGGGGGCGCAGAGGGGGCAGGGGGGCUGAAGGGGGGUGUGAUUGGUGCGGCGGAGAUUGCUGCCGUGCAGAGGAAAGGAGGGGGCGUGCGGGCAGGGCAGGCAGGUUGUGAUGGUGAUGGUGGUGGUGAUGGUGAUGGUGAUGGUGGGAGGGUGAAGGAAGAGCACAUGGAGGACGAUGAAGGGGAGGAGGGGGAGGAAGGGGAGGAGGGGGAGGAAGGGGAGGAGGAAUCAAGUGAUGGGGAGGAUGGUGAUGCCUUCACUGCUGCCUGCCUGUGGGCGUUAAGUGCUCCAUGGGGUACCAUUGAUGGUACCAUUCUCAUGGGCAUGGUAUUGUCCUUCAAGGCAUGCUCAAAGGCUGGGCACCCCUGGCUGUGCGCAUUUGUGGUGCUUGCCUGCCUGACUGUGUGUGUGGUUGUCGUGUCGCUUUGUGUUGGCUCAUGGUUCACAUCACAUCACAGGUUGCAAGAGGAGCGUCACCACAACAAGAGCAACAAGGGAGCAACAGCAGCCCGCCUGGGAUCGGAACUAGACGCCAUCGCCGACCUGCUGCCAUCCACUGCCGCCCCUCCUGCCCCUACCUCCAAGGCCUCUGCCGCCCGGGCCGUGCCAGCUGCUGGGAAAGGUGAAGGGGAUUUGCCAGCGGCAGCGGCAGCGGCAGGUGCAGGGAGCAGGGUGAAGGAGGAGUCUCUCACACUGGCUGAUGCCGUGAAGAAGCCGAAGAAGAAAAAGAAGAGCAAGGCAGAGCAUUGA